UGUGUCCAUUUUAUAAAAUGUAUCUUUAAAAGAGGGUUCACUGCUUUUUCCCGCACUGUUAACCUAAACCGCGUCAAACUUCCCUUUAGGUCGCACCGAAAAAUUCUUCUUCCUCCUUGUAAAUAUUGAUUUAAACCCACGUUAGCUGAAGGCGACAAGCGGUAUUUCAUUAAAUUCAGCCGGCGUAGUUUGUAGUACACCGUUCAAGUGUUUUGGUGUAGAAAAUUGGGCUGUCAAAGGAAAGUUUGUGUCAAGGAAAAGUGUCAAUCUUUAUUUUAUCGACAUGCUUUUCAUGGUAAUUUGAUAUGUUUUUCCAACUUUAUAAUUUUUUACCUGGAGCACCAUGUGUACCUGACCACCAUGUGACGACAUGACUACAUUGAACGUUAUUAUACACAGCAUGGUGGAAUUCGUCAAAAGAGCUGUAGCCACUGCAAACGAUAGUAAAACAAUGGAAUUUCUUACCAACACCACUGACAAUAUCACUGAAGUGGAUCCUGAGAAUAAAAGUAAAGGAUAUGUUGGAAUGAUUGUACUUAUGUUUAUUUUAGCCUUAUUGUUCAACAUUUCUGCUCUUAUCAUGAUCAUCAAGUCCUCAAAGUCCCAUAAAUGGAGUGCUUUUUACAGACUAAUGGUGUCACUGAACAUCACUGACUUAUUCGGUAGUAUUACAAGUUUUCCAGUACUUCUGGCUACGUACGCCAACAAUGUGGAAUUUCAGGGUGGUCAACAAGUCUGUGACUAUAACGGGUACAUGAUUAGCUUUGUUUUCUUGGCAUCAGCCUCGAUUAUCGGGACCAUGUCGACAGAGAGAUUCAUUGGAGUUUGGUUCCCGUUCUUCUACAAUAACAGUGAAGCUAAAGAGAAGCGAACGAACAUUAUAUUGGGGACUAUAUGGGUCACUGUGGCAUUUAUCUCACUUCUUCCCAUCAUUGGGUUCGGUGAAUACGUUCUACAAUAUCCGGGAACUUGGUGCUUCUACAAUUUCAGAGCCAAGAAUCUCGGAGACAAAGUUUAUGCGUACCUGUACUCUGUGAUAUGGAUUAUAAUUAUUCUUUGUACUAUUAUAUUCAAUGUGCUAGUCAUAGUCAAAUUAACCUUGCGUAGAAUAAACGCAACUGAUAGGAAGAAACAGAGUGGUAAAGCCAAUAGAAACGAGAUUUACUCCAUCAUUCUCCUGGUUGUCAUUGUCAUAGUAACGGCCACGUGCGGAAUCCCUCUGGCAAUUCGAGCCAUUGUAAAUGAGAGUGGAUCGAUGAAGGAUAAUAAUGCCGACCUCCAUGCCAGCAGGAUGGCCUCUUUUAAUAUGAUUCUAGACCCACUUGUCUACAUUUUCUUCCGAAGGGAAAAUCUUGAAUGUUUGUUCCGAUUUAUAAGGAAAAAGCGCGGGAAAUCCGAAAAAUCGUCCGAUGAGUGCAGUAGUACCAGUGCUAAAACUGAUAACACAACAAGAUCUGCGACCAACCUAGAAAAUAUUGAAUCUCAGUCGGGCGACAUGAAUAAAUAUUGAAUACUUAAGCCAAGGGCUUUUUCUGGCAAAUGACUGUGUUUUCUUGAGCUAUAUGAAAAGAAAUCCAGCAUUGAGUAUCCUUUGCUCAGAAUAACGACAAAGGAGCAGUUGUGCAUGUUCAUGAAUCACGUGUAGUUACGUCAAUAAACAGCUGUGAAUGUAAGCUUAGAAGAUGUAAAAGUACCCAAAUCUUCAACAAAUCAUUUCUAACGACGUAAAAAUGAAGCAGACAACUUAACAAAAAAACAUGUUCCCUUAAGCUGAAGGGGUGUGAAAAUACUUGUAAAUGCACGUUCAACGACGUUUUUAAUAGACAUACUACGUGUACUACUAGUACUUGUCUUAAUGUUUUUGAGAAUACUAUACUACCUUAAUAUUUUACCACACAAAGGUGAUGUACUCUAUAGCUUAAACAUUCGUCUACCAUGUAGUUAUUUCCGUUAUCAUUCAAUCACAAAACUAUUGUUAUAUACGUUAUUUUAGAAAAGACAGAGAAGGAAAAAGAUAGGGCGUGUAGAUGAAUUAACUAAAGCAGAAAAUUGAGACGACGAACAAAAAUAUUUACUGUAGAUGGAGAUUAAAAGCUUGAAGUAGGUACACUCCAUUAACAAGCAAUGAAUUCAAGGAAGUAAUUCACUGUAAGAAAAACUUGAAGAUAUUACAUAAUUAUCUAAUGAGCUUAAUACUUGUGUGUGGAAACAACAACAAUAUAUACAAAAUAAAGCUAUGUAUAAGUG
This is a messenger RNA of Saccostrea echinata, 2247 nucleotides long. RefSeq names its product prostaglandin E2 receptor EP4 subtype-like. Gene Ontology annotation, molecular function: G protein-coupled receptor activity. The transcript has 2 exons. Gene Ontology annotation, cellular component: plasma membrane. Gene Ontology annotation, biological process: positive regulation of cytosolic calcium ion concentration; inflammatory response; adenylate cyclase-activating G protein-coupled receptor signaling pathway. The record is from RefSeq and is a predicted model, not a curated record. NCBI's taxonomy places the organism in Eukaryota, Metazoa, Mollusca, Bivalvia, Ostreida, Ostreidae. The coding region runs from base 371 to 1510 and encodes 379 amino acids.